This is a messenger RNA of Pteronotus mesoamericanus, 1584 nucleotides long. RefSeq names its product RALY heterogeneous nuclear ribonucleoprotein (gene RALY). Gene Ontology annotation, cellular component: nucleus. Bases 323 to 1231 code for a protein of 302 amino acids. The record is from RefSeq and is a predicted model, not a curated record. Lineage: Eukaryota; Metazoa; Chordata; Mammalia; Chiroptera; Mormoopidae. The transcript has 10 exons. Gene Ontology annotation, molecular function: RNA binding.
UCGCGCCGCUGUCAGUGCGGCUGGGCGCGCGAGCAGCGCGGGCGCUGGGCGGGCUGAUCUAAGAAAAGCCGAAGGGGCGGUAGCGACGGCGGGGGCGACUUCCCUCCCUCCCCCCCGGCGUGUGCUCACCUCCCUUCGCCGCGGCCGGGUCCGCCCUCUUCCUCCCUGCCGCCCCCGAGUGCGGCGGCACCGCCUUCUUCUGCGCCGCGCGGCUUCUUCUAGACCUCUUGGCGCGGGUGAUACCUAUUCGCAGAGGUGCUGGUGACUGACCCUGUAACCCUAAAGAGGAAAUUGCUGACUGAGCUCAACCUUGGUAGCCACCAUGUCCUUGAAGAUCCAGACAAGCAACGUAACCAACAAGAAUGACCCCAAGUCCAUCAACUCUCGAGUCUUCAUUGGAAACCUCAACACAGCUGUGGUGAAGAAGUCAGAUGUGGAGACCAUCUUCUCCAAGUAUGGCCGUGUGGCCGGCUGUUCUGUCCACAAGGGCUAUGCCUUUGUUCAGUAUGCCAAUGAGCGCCAUGCCCGGGCAGCUGUGCUGGGAGAGAAUGGGCGGGUGCUGGCCGGGCAGACCCUGGACAUCAACAUGGCUGGUGAGCCCAAGCCCAACAGACCCAAGGGGUUAAAGAGAGCAGCGUCUGCCAUUUACAGUGGCUACAGCUUUGACUAUGAUUACUACCGGGACGACUUCUACGACAGGCUCUUCGACUAUCGGGGCCGCCUGUCACCAGUGCCUGUACCCAGGGCUGUCCCGGUGAAACGACCCCGGGUCACAGUCCCUUUGGUCCGGCGUGUCAAAACCACCAUCCCUGUCAAGCUCUUUGCCCGCUCCGCAGCCAUCACCACCAGCUCAGCCAAGAUCAAGUUAAAGAGCAGUGAGCUGCAGACCAUCAAGACAGAGCUGACGCAGAUCAAGUCCAACAUCGACGCCCUGCUGGGCCGCUUGGAACAGAUUGCUGAGGAGCAGAAGGCCAACCCAGAUGGCAAGAAGAAGGGCGACAGUGGCAGUGGUGGUGGCGGAGGCAGCGGCGGCGGCAGCGGCAGCGGCAGCGGCAGUGGCGGCAGCAGCCGGCCACCGCCCCCCCAAGAGGACACAGUUUCUGAGGCAGGCACGCCCCAGGGAGAAGCACAGGCUCGAGAUGACGGCGAUGAGGAGGGGCUGCUGACACACAGCGAGGAAGAGCUGGAGCACAGCCAGGACACAGACGCGGAGGAUGGGGCCUUGCAGUGAGCAGCCUGACAGGAGUGAUGGCCACUGGCAGAAGAAGGGCGUGCACUCUACCAGGCCUCAAGCUGGGCACCCACCCCUGGAUGCCGCCCCAGCUGGUCCCAAAGGAGAGUUGGCAGCAGGCACCUCAUCCUCCAUGCAUCCCAGCCAGUGCCACAUCCUCUGCAGGUGGAGUUACUGGCCUCCCCUCCCCACGUACCCUCCCUGUUGUCACUGCCCAGGCUAGAGGGCAGAGCACAGAGUUUUCCUACACUCUGCCUCCCCUCCCCAGGACACUCCCAGGCUUGGGGUUUUUCUAUAGGUUUGGUGAGGGGUGGGGGGCACAGGAGGAAACCCUGACAAUAAAGAAAUUGGAU